AUGAGUGCACAACUUGAUAAAGACUUUGCAAAUUUCGAGCAGUGCAGGAGGAAUUUUGUUCGUACAGUUGCUGAGGCUGCGAGCCGUUCCGAAAAUGUUGAACGUUUAUUAAAACUUCGCGUUCUAAAUAUUCUUCAUCCACUUUUACUCGAUGAUGUACCGGCUAUUCAGCAAAGCACAGCUUUAGCUCUUGGCCGUCUCGCAAACUACGAUGAAAAUAUAGCACAACAAAUCGUCGAUGAUGGAGUUUUAGUUGAUAUUGUUAACGGCCUUUCUUCUGAAGAAGAUUUAAGCUACCAAAAGAAUGCAUGCUUCGUUCUUCGUACAGUUUCAAAACAUUCAGCAGAAUUAGCAGAAAAAGUCGUUGAAAACGGAGCUUUAGGUCCGAUUGUUUGCUGCCUUCAAUCUUAUGACACAAGAGUUCGUGAAUCAGCAGCAGUAGCUCUCGGAUCAAUUGCUUCACACACUCCAGAGCUCGCACAUUCAGUUGUUGAUGCUCAGGGCGUUCCAUUAUUAAUUACUUCAACACAAAGCAACGAUUUAUCAUUGAAGAGAAUCGCUAUUGCUGCUAUUGGUGAUAUCGCUAAGCAUGAUGCUGAAUUAAGCAAUUUCAUCAUCGAAGCAAACGGAAUUGAAAUUAUUGCACCAUUAAUCAAAGAUCAAGAUCCGAAAUUACGUACAGUCGCAUGCUCUACACUUGCUCACAUCGCCAAACACCAAGUUGAGAGCGCAGAACGCAUUGUCAACGCUGGAAUCUUCCCACACGUUUUACUUUGCCUUCGCGAUAAGGAACCAGAAGUCCGUAAGGCAGCUGCAACACUUAUCAGAGAAAUCGUCAAGCAUACACAAGAAUUAUCACAAAGAAUCAUUACAGAGGGCGGAGCCGUUGCUCUUGUCCAGUACUUGAAGCCAGACCAAGGCAACGAUCCAAUCUACGGAGUUAUGUCUAUUGGCUAUAUCGCUUCAUUCUCACAAUCUCUCGCAACAGUCUUAUUACAGUCCGGCGCCGCAGAUGUCUGCUUGAAUGUCUUUGUUCAGGCAAAGUCCGAUCAGACAAAGGCGGCAGCAGCAUGGACUCUCGGUCAACUUGGAAAGCAUACAUCAGAUACAGCGGCAGCAUUAGCUAAACUUAACGUUCUUACAUUACUCCUUAAUGAGCGUAUCAGAGCUAGUGCCAGUAAGGACCUUGUACAGAAGACAGACCGUGCAAUGGAGUUAAUUGUUCAGAAGUGCACAAUGAUAGAAGCUCUUCAGAAGAUUAUCGACAAUGCACCAGACAAUGUCCUCGAAUUCGUUCUCGAACAGAUUUCAAAGAUUAUUCCAAAGAAUCCAAAGAUGCGUGUUCCAUUUAUCCAAGAAGGCGGCUUUGCUGCCGUUCAGAAGGUUAAAGCUGAACCGGGUACUAAAAUUAAGGAAUAUGUCGAUGCAAUCAAUGCUUGCUAUCCUGAUCAGGCUGUCAAAUACUAUUCUCCAGAUUUCAAGAAUACAAUUCUUAAUGAUAUCGAACAGUUUGGCCAGUAA
Trichomonas vaginalis G3 is the source of this 1521-nucleotide messenger RNA. Its product is annotated as sperm-associated antigen 6 family. Gene Ontology annotation, cellular component: microtubule cytoskeleton. The record is from RefSeq and is a predicted model, not a curated record. Lineage: Eukaryota; Parabasalia; Trichomonadida; Trichomonadidae. The transcript has a single exon. The coding region runs from base 1 to 1521 and encodes 506 amino acids. Gene Ontology annotation, molecular function: microtubule binding. Gene Ontology annotation, biological process: cilium movement.